CACUCUACCAGAAAAGAGUAAACGGAUGUAAAGCUGGCUAUAAGCUCCAUGAUGAACAUGUGUUGGUUUUUGCUGACAGAGCAUUUACAGUAGGCUGUUGGCCCAGUGGGUGUAAGGCUACAACUGGAGGGAACGCCCAAGUUAUGUGCGCUGAGUUGUGCGUAAAGUUGGGGAUUCCCUCAGCAGAACCAGAUCUCACAGUGCCAAGGAAGAAGAAGAGGAGGAAGAGGAGGAAGAAGAAGAUAUCCAGUCCAAGACAGGAAGAGAAAAGAGUAAAUGGUAAAUGUUUCAGUCCACGUUUUUCCAUCCACCAUAUUUACGCACAGAGCUGAGCUGAGGCUGUUUUCCGGUGACGGGCUCAUUCGGCUCCGUGCUGUGUCACUGCAACAUGUCAAACACCCGGGGGCAGCACCACUCUCUGUCAGGAGCCUGUUCAACCUGUGGCAGAUAAUUCAUCACCUCCGUAUCUGGCUUCUCCUCUUCAUCGACGCAUCAGCGGCUCAGGGGAGGCGCGAUCCGGCUCAGGGGUGAACUCCAACACACACAAAAAAAAAAGAAGUGUGAUCACAGUCCCGCCUUCCUCCGACAACAACCGAAACAGGAAACUUGUGCUUCACCGAUGCAUCACUUGACACUUGCGCAGGUUGUUCCCCCUGAUCCACGUUUGCGCCACCGAAGCUUCAGCCGCGCGUCUCCGCCGCUGCGCCCGAACCCAGAGGAGCCGUGAGCAGAACCCGUCACACAGAUGAGCUCCUUUUACGACGAGAAAGACCUGGAGGAAGAGCUCAGUCGAGUCCACUACCCCGAUGACGACCUGGAGUUUGAGUACUUGUUUGAAUAUGAGCCGCCCGGCAGCGACUUCGCUGGAGGACAUGCAGAUGACCCCAACCUUGCAUCCCACAAAGUCCUCAGCCCGGAGUCGGAGCAGGCGUUCCCCCUGGAGGAGGCCUCCCCGUACGGCAUCAAGUCCUGCAGCCCCCCCUACGGCGGGCACCACACUGAGGUUCUCUCAGGUUAUGACAACCAGGAGGCCAGAAACUACCUGGACAGUACCCGGCCCGCAGGCCUGGCGCUGAGCCCGCGGAUUGAAAUCACACCCUCCCGUGAGCACUACAACCAUGGUCGGGACUCCCUGCAGAACCACCACCUGAACAUUAGCCCCAGACCCACCCUGACCGUCCCCGGCCAUGAGAACCUCGCCUACCGCGAGCCCCUGUGCCUGAGUCCCGCCAGCAGCAACUCCUCCGCCAGCUGGCAUUCGGAGAACUACUCCCCCUGGACGUCCCCUUGUGUGUCCCCUGGCAGCGGCCAGAACCCCGGAGACCUCUGCCCCCGAUUGCAGAACAUCCACACUGGCUCCCCACGCACCUCCCCGGGCACCUCUCCUCGCACCAGCCUAGUCGAGGACGGCCUGGGACAGCGCUCGCCCUCCUCCAGACCUGGCUCCCGCUCCACCUCCCCACAGGGCAAACGCACCUACGACAUGUACAGGAAUCCAGGCCUGGUCCCUGGACAUCGCUCCCGCAGUCCCUCCCCCCACAGCGGCCAUGAAGAUCACAACAUCAGUGCCCACUACACACACAGCAGCCUCGUCGAUGCCAUGAACGGCUUCGGUCAGCCAGGCCUGGUGCCCACUAAGAUAGUCAAGACGUCCAACCAGGUGUACGCCCUGUACCCAGAGAACCACCUGGAAGGGAACUUCUUGGUUUCCUGCGAUCAGGACAUAAAGAAACCUGCUGCAGAGCCUUUCUUUGUCAUCCCCCCAAUCUGGUCCAAGCCGCUGGUUUCCAGCAUCUGCAGCAUCCCUGUGGCCUCCCUCCCUCCGCUGGAAUGGCCGAUGCCCAGACGCACCGACCAGUAUGAGCUGCACAUCGACGUGCAGCCCAAGCCGCACCACAGAGCCCACUACGAGACGGAGGGAAGCCGGGGGGCGGUGAAGGCCCCGACAGGAGGACAUCCGGUUGUGCAGCUUCAUGGUUACAGAGGGAAGGAGCCUCUCGCCCUGCAGAUCUUCAUCGGCACAGCGGACGAUCGCAUCCUCAAGCCUCACGCCUUUUACCAAGUUCACCGCAUCACCGGCAAGACUGUGACGACCACGAGCUUUGAGAAGAUUAUCAACGGCACCAAAGUCCUGGAGAUCCCCCUGGAGCCAAAGAACAACAUGAAAGCAAUAAUCGACUGUGCCGGGAUCCUGAAGCUCAGGAACGCCGACAUCGAGCUGAGGAAGGGCGAGACGGACGUGGGCCGGAAAAACACCCGAGUCCGUCUUGUGUUCCGUGUGCACAUACCUCAGCCCGGAGGACAGCACGUCUCCCUGCAAGUGGCCUCGCAUCCCAUUGAGUGCUCUCAGCGUUCAGCGCACGAGCUUCCCAUGGUGGAGAAGCAGGACAUGGACAGCUGCUCCGUGCUCGGCGGCCAGCAGAUGAUCCUGACUGGGCAGAACUUCAGCUCCGAUUCCAAGGUCAUUUUUACGGAGAAGACUCAGGAUGGGCAGCAAAUUUGGGAAAUGGAAGCAACAGUGGACAAAGAUAAAAGCCAGCCUAGCAUGCUGUUUGUGGAGCUGCCGUCGUACCGGGACACGUCCGCCUGCCACUCGGUCAAAGUGAACUUCUACGUCAUCAACGGCAAGAGGAAGCGCAGCCAGCCUCAGCACUUCACCUUCACUCCUCUGGCCUCUCCAUCCAUCAAGACAGAGCCUCUAGAUGAGUAUGAAGUCGACCACAUGGGCUUCGCCGUGCCUCAGAUCUUGGGCCUGUCCCCUCAUCCCUACUACCACACCCCUCGUGGCGUCCUCCACCCGGACAACGGGCUGGUGUCCAGCAUGGCCUCCUGCCAGCGCCUCAGCUCCAGCCUCCCGAGCCAGGACGCUCGUUUCCAGCAGCAGAGCCCGGCCAUCGUCUACUCCCGCGGGGGCAAGAGUCUCAGCGGCAGCCAGACUCUUUAUCAGCAGACCGGAGGGAUGAUGCCCGACCCGCACCGGUCCGUCCUGGUCCACACCGGCUCCCCGGCUCAGUCUGUAGGUCCCAUCGGUGCAGGCCAGCACCCCUCCAUCAUCCAGUUUUCCCCCACCAACCACCACCUGCUCCGGGGGGGAGACCCUCAGCCUCUCAGCGCUCCGCAGCCCGACUCCCAGCAGAUCAUCUACUGCGACGGCUACUCCCCUCGGUCGGCCAGCGACCACUCACCCACACCCCCCCAGGCUCAGGCCGACGCCACCCACCCUCAGCACUAUCCCACCGUCAUCCAGCAGCAGCCCUACAUGCAGAAGGCGCCGCAGAAAAUCCGGGCUCCCCCCGGCGCCGGGGAGAUGGAGGCUCCGGGCGACGGCCAGAGGAGGGUGACGGUCAAAGAGGAGAACCUGGACCAGGCCUACCUAGAUGAUGGUGAGUUGAACGAGAUCAUAAGGAAGGAUCUGACGGGCGUUCAGGCCAGAGGGCAGACAUAGAGACACAGAGAGAGAGGCCAGAGUCCAGCAGCAGGAGAUGACGACAACACAUCCCCCGACACACACACACACACACACACACACACACACACACACACACACACACACACACACACACACACACACACACACACACACACACACACACCAAUUAGACCCUUUCUCCCUCGUGUCUUUACCCACAGACGGAGAAACCUCAGCUCUGAGUGUUUCCUGCAGGUUUCCAAACCCCCUCAGUGACAAACACACGGCUGAAUGUGCCUUAUUCUGUUCGUCUCCUCUCCAGGUUCCACUUUGUUUCACGAAGGAAGAUAAAAAAAUUAAAAAUUAAUAAAUCCCCCGACCAGCAGCAGCAGCCACUGUUCGCCUCUCACUCGUGAAUGAAGCUCAUGCAGCAGUUUCUCUGUAUCGUACCAAAAAGAUCCCCCCCCCCCCAGAUACGACAUAUCAAAUAUUUUUCUCGUGACCAAAAACAUCUUUAAUUCUUCUUUGCACAAAGUGUGUAAUUUGUUUGUUUUUCUUCUUGUGUGUAACUUUGCAGUUUUUACAUGAAGCUGAUCAUCUCAAUCUUUAAGUGCAGUUUUCUGAAAGUGAACCGCGACGCUGCCUUAACCAUAUAAAUCUGUAGUGACGCCCCCAAUAUGCACUGUUUUCAACGAGAGGGGCUCAAUGCUAUUACUUUGUUUUAUAUAAUAUUGAGUCAUGUGAAUAAUGUACCAUUUUAUAUUCCUAAAAUAUAUAUUGCAUUAUAUUCAGGUGACAUUUUCUAAACGAUUUCUAUGCUCCAGUUGUUUCGUGUUUAACAUCAUUUCACAUCUGAAGUUUGUCUCCUGAAAGCUGAAGAUUCAAAGGUGGUUUUCUUUCUCUUUCUUUUUAAUAAUCAACUUGUAUUUGUCUAUUUUAUUCGUAUUUGCUGAUUGUCAUAACAUCUUAAUAUCCAAAGCUUAUGCUGUGUGUGUGCUGUUGUGUAAAUUGUGUGUCGCGUUGGAUUUGCAGUCCACCUUGUAACGUCAGUGUCGUGGAAGUCGAAGUCAUGUAAAGAUUUUAUUUUCUGUCGGCACCACAGCGACGCACAGUCUGGAUUCCCGAUGUGCUUUGUUUAUGAAGAGCAGCAGUUUGAAAAACAUAUUUUUGUAAUAUUUUGUUCUAUUUCACUGAGUGAAUUGGACCUUUUAAAAAGUGCCAAGUGCCCUUUAUAUGAUUAUAAAAGAAAACAAAAGUGAUAUGAAAAAGUACAAAAUAUAAGACUGAAUCUCAAUGUUUAAUAUUUAAUAUGGACCCUAUUUGAUAAUAAGAUUAUAUUUUGUAAUAUUAGCAAAGCUGAUAUUGAUCUGUUGAUGGUAUUUCUCAUUGAGCCAGUACAGCACAAGUGCAUUUGACGUUUCUUGAAUGUAAUCUAUAUAUUAAAUCGGUUUUUUUUUUUGUCCCCUUUUCUGUAAAUAUAUGACACAAAGUGUGAUUGUUAAAGUUUAAGUGGAAUGUUAUGCAUCUUUUAUCUGUUUAUAAUUCAGUCAUCAUAUCUUUCAUAUGUUUUAUUUCAAUGUACAACUCUGUUUUUUGUCUGAAGGGAAUUUGUGAUCUGCGUGACCCUAAACUUGUUAAAGUUUCCCCUAUUUUUGUUCGUGCAUUUGUUAUUAUAAUUAUUAUUAUAAUUUUACAGUCCUUAAAGAAGUCUUUGGCAAUGAAGGGUUUAUUAAAAAUGUCUUAUUUUAUUUUCCGUGUCGAUAGCUUGUCCUGUAUUUGUUUUCAUUUUGAGUCUUACGCGACUUUGUGCCACCUUUUAAAAAGUCUGUCUCAUGCUAUUUUUGUAUCCUUAAAAGUAGAAAUAAAUAAUAACCACAUAUGA
Messenger RNA from Hippoglossus stenolepis (Pacific halibut), 5291 nucleotides. RefSeq names its product nuclear factor of activated T cells 2a (gene nfatc2a). Gene Ontology annotation, biological process: cytokine production; calcineurin-NFAT signaling cascade; regulation of transcription by RNA polymerase II. Gene Ontology annotation, cellular component: transcription regulator complex. NCBI's taxonomy places the organism in Eukaryota, Metazoa, Chordata, Actinopteri, Pleuronectiformes, Pleuronectidae. The record is from RefSeq and is a predicted model, not a curated record. The transcript has 10 exons. Bases 746 to 3445 code for a protein of 899 amino acids. Gene Ontology annotation, molecular function: RNA polymerase II cis-regulatory region sequence-specific DNA binding; transcription factor binding; DNA-binding transcription factor activity, RNA polymerase II-specific.